UUUUUUAGUCAAUCUAUAGUUGCAAACAUGUUGGUUCUUCGUGGUUUUUUUUUCUUUGUACUGUGUGUUUCAUAUAGGGGAAGCGCCCAGGAACAUGUCGACUUGAAAAGUUCAAAAUGUAGUCGCAAUGGUGAUUAUAUCAUAAACACACAGGGAACCGCGGACAUAGAAAAUACUAAUGGAAGAUGUUCCUGUUAUCAGUUCUACUACGGCGACAAUUGUGAAUGUAAUGACAGAUCAUGCAGCUACUUUAACAAUGCUUUAUGUGGAGGGCCUGCUCAUGGUACGUGUGUCUGUGGUACAUGUUCGUGUAACCCUAGAUAUACAGGUGAAAACUGUGGUUGUACAACUAAUACAGAUACAUGUAUCUCUUCUGACAGGUCCAUAUGUAAUAACCAUGGAUACUGUGAAUGUGGUAGGUGUAGUUGUUAUGAAGGUAGUCGAUAUCAAGGACCUUUAUGUGAAGAUUGCAAGGAUUGCUCCAAUUGGUGUAGAAAGUUGAAAGCAUGUGUUCAAUGUAAAAUAUUUGGAACUGGUGAGUUAAGUGAGGAGGGAUGUAACAACUGUAACGACCGGUACGACAUAUAUCCUGUCGAUACAAUUCCAGAACAUUUCACUUCUCCAUGCGAAUUCAAAGACUUGGAUGAUAACUGCAUUUUCUAUUUUGGAUAUUUGCUCAAUGACCAGCAUAAGGAGAUUUCAGUUGCAGUUCAGUCGACAAAAGAAUGCCCUGCCCCAUUGACCCGUAGGAUGAAGAUUAUUUUGGGGCUAAUCACUGAGAAAUAAUUUGCGAUACUGUUAAUAUGUAUCAAUGUACAUCAAUGGUACAAAAUACAUGUGCUCUGUGAAAUAGAUCAUUAAGUCAACUUAUUUUGUUUUUUUAAAGUUAAUUGAUCAGUAUGACAGUAUUUUAGAACAAUUGAUAUCAAUCCAUACAUCCAUUAAUUCAAACAUGAUUAUAAAAAAUCUGAUUGCAAAUAUAUUAGCUGCAGCUCAUAUAAGACUUCCGUCUGUAAUGAGAAGGGUGAGUAUGCUAGAUAUUCUUACUAGAACUGUAAUGAGAUGAUUACAGCUGUUAGUUUUUUCCUUGAACAUAUCUGUCCAGAUUCCAUAUAGUUGAUAAAAUAUAAACAGCAAUUGUCGUCCUUUGCUAAUAAA
Mytilus californianus (California mussel) is the source of this 1158-nucleotide messenger RNA. Its product is annotated as integrin beta pat-3-like. The record is from RefSeq and is a predicted model, not a curated record. Gene Ontology annotation, biological process: integrin-mediated signaling pathway; cell adhesion mediated by integrin; cell migration. Gene Ontology annotation, cellular component: focal adhesion; cell surface; integrin complex. Gene Ontology annotation, molecular function: integrin binding. The transcript has 7 exons. NCBI's taxonomy places the organism in Eukaryota, Metazoa, Mollusca, Bivalvia, Mytilida, Mytilidae. Bases 28 to 786 code for a protein of 252 amino acids.